This is a messenger RNA of Xenopus tropicalis (tropical clawed frog), 6748 nucleotides long. Its product is annotated as brain-specific angiogenesis inhibitor 1-associated protein 2. The record is from RefSeq and is a predicted model, not a curated record. Gene Ontology annotation, cellular component: plasma membrane; cytoskeleton; membrane. Gene Ontology annotation, molecular function: cytoskeletal adaptor activity. The coding region runs from base 207 to 1844 and encodes 545 amino acids. The transcript has 14 exons. NCBI's taxonomy places the organism in Eukaryota, Metazoa, Chordata, Amphibia, Anura, Pipidae. Gene Ontology annotation, biological process: neuron differentiation; regulation of actin cytoskeleton organization; plasma membrane organization.
CUGUUCUCCCCCUCCCACCCUCUUCCUCUCCAGGCCCCCCUCUCCCACCCACUGCCAAGCUCCCACCCAGUAACCCUGGGCAGUGGUCACUGUGGUCAUCAGAGAGACACCUUCUGUCUGUCUCUUCAUCUCCAGGGACUCCCCACAAGCCGGACUCUCUGCGCCUCCUAUCAAGGUUCCAUGUGAGCAGCCCCCCUCCAAGCAACAUGUCCAGGUCCGAUGAGGUGAACAGACUGACAGAGAAUGUGUACAGAGCCAUACUAGACCAGUUCAACCCAAGCCUACGGAAUUUUGUGACGAUGGGGAAACAUUACGAGAAGGCACUCUCAGGUGUCACAGUGGCAGCGAAAGGCUACUUUGAUGCCCUGGUGAAACUGGGAGAACUGGCCAGCAUCAGUCAAGGUUCUAAGGAGCUUGGAGAUACUUUAUUCCAGAUGGCUGAAGUUCACCGUCAGAUCCAAGUUCAGCUGGAAGAAGUAUUAAAACUCUUUCACUCGGAACUGUUGGCUCAACUGGAACACAAGCUCGAACUGGACAUUAAGUAUUUAACAGCGACGCUGAAAAAAUACCAGGUGGAGCACCGGUCCAAGUCAGAGUCAAUCGAGAAAUGUCAGUCUGAGCUGAAGAAGCUGAGGAAGAAGUGUCAGAACAGCAAGAACCCCCAGAAGUAUGGCGACCGAGAAGUGCAGUAUGUUGAAAUCAUGAGCACAAAGCAAUGUGAACUGGACCAGUUUGUGGCAGAAGGAUACAAAGCGGCACUGACAGAGGAACGACGGAGAUACUCCUUCCUUGUAGAUCGUCAGUGUGCGGUGUCCAAACACUUUAGUGCCUAUCACAGCAAGGUAAAGGAACUUCUAAGUGCUAAGCUCCCUACGUGGCAACAGUCCUGCACGCAGCCCACUAAACUUCCCGAGCGAGCCCUGAUGCUAGUGAAGCAAACCGCCAGCCACACCACAGAGCCCGUCAUCUCUGAUCCGAUGCCAAGCACAAAACCACUGGAGGUCCCCCCAGAGCUGGCACCUCUCUUAGCCUGCAGCGUGAAUAACCGGAUGUCAGUACAAGAAGUUCUUCCUAUUCCCAAUGGAGAGACCCAUCGUUCAAGAGGAUCACGAGAUAUGGGAAGCCCUCCUCAUAUUGAGCCCCUUUUGUUGAUUCCAGUGGUUUCCUCACAGCCUGCAACGCCAGCUUCGGUCACGCCCCCACCUUCCAAGGCCAAUGAGAUGUAUUCCUGUACCUUACCAAUGCCGCGCAAGCCAUCCUCUGAGAACAGGCUUGCCACCCUGGUGGAAAAUAAGACCCUACCUCGCAUCAGCCCCCUGUCUGUGCUGCCGCCCCGCGUAGAACGCCGAAGAGUGCAGGCAGUCUUCUCACACAAUGCUGCAGAGAACAGCACCUUGCUCAAUUUCAAAGAAGGGGAUAUCAUCCUUCUGUUGGUUCCAGAGGCCAGAGACGGCUGGCACUACGGCGAGAAUGAGACUACCAAAAUGAAAGGCUGGUUUCCAUUUUCCUAUACUCGUCCCCUUCCUCCUUCCGAGAACUCAGACAAAUUCAACUCCAAUUUCCCACUGAGCAAACUGAACAGCAGCAGUACCGGGAAGCUGGACAAAGUAGGGGUGACUCCGGCUGAAGCUGAAGCUGCCAGGAUAGAAGCGAUUAGAUACACACCUUCUCCUCGCACCAGCACUUUCCGACAAAGACCUUACAGCAUGAUCAACCCGGACAUGCUUCAGUUAGCAAAUGAAUUUGGAAGCCCAACCUCAUCGCCAUCCAGAAACAACCCCUUUGCUCAUGUCAAGCUGAAACGCACAGUGACCAACGACCGAUCAGCGCCAGUCAUCCAGUGACCUGAGGAUUUGGUGGCCUGCAUUGUCCUUCAAAGCUGCUUCAAUGAAAAGUCACGGAACGGAAUCAGUGACCCUGUAUUCCCUGUCAUGAAUUCAAAGAGCUUAUGUAACCCCGAGUUAGAAGGGCAGCCUUUAUAAACACGCCUUUCAUCCGUUAAUACUGCGGAUUGUUCUGUUUACAGCAGACUUCUAGAACUUUCCUUCUCUGUUGACCAUGGCUUGUGUGUUGGAGCUCCAGCAUGUUCAAAGCGACUGGCUGUAGUUAAAGGUGUACAGUGCACUAUGAACAACCUUAACAGUAUUAAAGGACAAGUGGCUCUACUGACAAAAAGGAGACAGAGUUAGCCAUGUAUAUUUGCCUUAAGAUCACUUUUGUACUGGGGCGUUCAACUGUUGCUCUUCGUCUCCCAUUGCGCUACAACUCCCAUCACCAUCAGCCUCUGAGAAUGAUGUUUGGACAAAGAGUUCAUGUAUUACCAGCCCAACAGUCCAGCCAAUUGUAGAGGGAAAUGACUUCCAUCUUUAUACUAUUUGCUAUUGCUUUGGCAUUCAUUAUUCUGAGUAAUAUGCAGGCGUUCCACAUAAAAAAUACCCACUGAAGAAUAUGUUGCAGAAGGUAGGGGAAUGAGAGAAGAGCACUUUAACUCAAAAGUAGCACUUGAUGCCACUGAUUGCUUACAAGUUGGAUUGGAGUCAGAAACAUUUUGAUGAGCUAGCACAGAUCCACCGUGUAGACCUCAUGUACAGGGAAAAUCUCAAUGUGCCUCAGUACUGUUAGGCCCUGCCACCGCUCCACUGUGAAACAAACAGCCAUCUUUAAAUAGCAGAGUUGGACAGGGCUUGUGUGUGGCAGGCCUGAUGGAUCUGGUGGGCCCUGAAUACCCAGUCCGACUCUGCUCAUAUACAGCAGGCCUUCUGCUUUAUCUCUUUACAAACUUGAUAGGCCCUCCCCCUGGUGAAUGUCAGUGGCAUUACACAUGCUCAGUCUGUUCUGUUCUAUGACGGGUGGUUUGUAGGGAGGAAAAUACCAGUAAGCACCUGAUCACACACUCCUUUCUUAAAUUCCAAUACAAAAGGGCUCCUGUACCUCCACCUGACACAGCAGCUUUAUGCAUAAGGUUUAUCAUUUAUUUAUUAGUCCUUUUUCAGAGCUUUAACAGCAAUUAAUCUUUCAGUCUUAACCAGACCGGAAAAUAUGGCCAAUUUAUGUUUACCUUAAUUUCCCCUUUAUUAGAAAUUAAGCGAGCGAUUCAUUUUAACUAAUGAAAUGGAAAGGUAACCAUAAAUACUAUCAGUAAUUAACUUUUAUUCAUAUAUUGAUUUUUGAGUGGAAUCCAUGGGCAACAUAUCUCUAUUUAUUAGUGGUAAAGGCUCCUUGAAAAAUUCCAACCAGGAGUUGCACCUAGUCAGCUACAGCUGUUGGCCAAUGGUCACCAAGGGUCCCUUAUUCAUUUCAGUUGUGUACCUGCGGGUCCAGGUCAUUGCCAAUGAAAUGUAUAUGGGGCAAUCCUAAAUAUUUGUGUCACAGGCCCUAGAAAUAGCUCAGACUAAAGCUGCCGAGUCACCUGUGCGCCAUUGGCCAAAUGGUGGUGACCCUUGGCAUCAGGGUUUAAAAAUAAAAGGCAAAGUUGGGGAAUGUGUAAAGUGAAAUAUGUUUCCUGCUUUCAGAAUACAUAACAAACAUGGCAACAAAAUGGGCAAAUGAUGUUGUUUUAUAUAAUGUCCAGAAAAGAACCUCUAUGUUUCAGGCCUUGGCAGCCAUGAUUAAUUGGAGAGUACCACCGGAAUUGUGUUGCCAGUUCUGAGCAGCCAUGAUGUAUUUUUUGUUUUUUUUUGCACAAUCCAGCUCAUACUAAAGAAAUCAUCAAUAUCAUUUAUUGAGGCAUGGGGUAUUUAUAAGUGGCUGUGGUCAUGCAACUUUAUGAUCUACCUGCAAGUCAGGGUUUAUUCUGAAUUGUACAUAUUGCACUGUCCAUUGUUUGUACUGAAAGAAAUUAGCCUAUUGAAUUAAUGGGAGUUCUAAGGAAGCAUGAGAGUAAAUAUUGCUGUAAGGACUAUAGAACAUAGUGGGGGCAUUUAUAGACACUCUGGACAUUAAAGGGGAGCAUAGGUGCACCCUAGAGAUGGGGGCGGGUGCAGGUCUAUAAAUACAUGUUCCUUGCUGGGUCGGGUUGAGCGUGGGUUGAUAUUUUGUCUAUACGCCUGCAUGCCCCUCAUGAAUACAUUGCUGUUGAACUUAGGCACUACUGUAUUCAUCUGGAGGAGCCAAAUCUGUGCAUUGUUAUUUGGUGCAAAGACCCGUGUCACUUAAUCAAUGGACAGGGUGCAAAGUGCAAAAAAAUGAUGGACUAACGCUCAAGAACGUUCUAGAUCUAGAGCUACUCAGGGCAAUGCCCUUUGUGGCCAAUAGAAGACAUCUACUGUGUUCCCCAGUGUUUCCCAUAGCCCUUACAGUCUACUAAAAUACUGAAUUUGGUAUUUGGUGGUCUUUGUAUUAAUAUUUCUAUUAAGAAGUCACCUAAAAAAUUAACAUUUACUGUAAUGUAGACUAUGGUAUUCUAACACAGUAUGCAAUUGCUCUUUAUUUUAAAUGGCUUGUGGAAUAUUCUUGUAUGUUGGGGUCCCACAUACCCUAGCAACAAGGUCGUAGUUUGACUAGGAAGAGGUAGAAAAAGAUUAUAUCAAUAAUAAGAAUGAAACUCUAGCCUUAGAAAGAAUCUAAUCUUGGCUUGCUCGUACCCAUUAACCAGAAAAAACAUGAAAUACCAGGUUAAAGAGCAUAAUAGGACAAGUCAUUCCAAAUAUAGAAAAUAAAGACCAAUUGUUGAGGAAUAUUAAUGUCUACAUUCUAACAUACCCUCUAACAUGAUCAACCCCAAGCCCUGGGCAGUGGGAAGGAACAGCAACAGUUUGUUUCCAGGCUAAACUUUUUUUUACCUUCAAGUUGUCCAUGUAAAGUUAACUAUUGGCACCGGACAGUCAAAGCCCAUGGGGGUGAGAAACUAAUGACUGAAUGAACCUGCAUUGUGAGAAACAGAAGGGAAUGGUAAGUUGUUGAGUGACUGUUGAAGAAUAUGUUGAGGAGAGGGGGCAGAUAAUGAGAAGAGGGCACUCUAACUCAAAAGCGGCACUUGAUGGUACUGAUACCUUAUACAUGCGCCUGGAUUUACGUGAAACAUCCAGUUUCAAUGACAUCAGCUGGUUUGUUUAGAUGUCAUAAGCUGGAAAUCCAUAGAUUGGCAGUGGCUGCCAACUUGGCUACUUGUGACCAGGUUCCAGCUUAUUAAGCCAUGUUGCAGGGAGUGGUCAAAUAUUGAUUGGGAAGGAAUUUUGGGCCAACGAGCACAUAUGUCGCUUCCCAGUGUGUCUCUUUAUCAUUAGAUUGUUGGCCAAGGAGGAACAAACUAUCAAAUCACCCCCUUGGUUGCUGAAAUGGGCAAAGAUCUGCUUAUUUAGAGACUUUGGCCUAGACAAGCAUAUGUGCCCUUGUAUGCCCAGCUUUACUUACCAAUAUUCCCCAUAUUUAUGCAGGGCAUUAUUCAUUAUUGUCACAUUGCCCUGCUGUUGAUAUUUAGGAGACCAUUGAGUUCAGUCAGGUAUCAGUGCUGUGCUUUUGCGUAGAGUGCAACCGUUGGGUUCUGGAUAGAUUACUGCCACAAUAAAGGUAUUUCACAUGUGGUCUGGGUAAGUUUAAGAAGAGAAAGUCUUAGUAGGUUUGAAGGAGGAAAGUGAAGAGAAGCUGAUGGAAUGCGGUGGCAGGUUUCGUUGACAUGGGCAGGAUGUAAUUACGUGUUCAGUGAAGGUGUUAUGGCAAGAAAGCGAGCCGUUUCUGUCCAGGCAGUCUCUGUGUGACGGGACCAGAUGCUAAUGUCCUUGAUAAGAGACUGCAAAAUGUGUGUACAAGCAUGUUUUGUGUGUAAGAAUGUCUAUAAAAUGCGAUUUCAAGUAAAGCAGUUCAAUGCAUUCAUUUUCUCUGUGAAUAUGUGUGUGCCAUCAUGCAGACAUGGAACUGGCCAUUCUAUAACAUACCAAACGUUAACUUAAAGGUGAACCACCUCUUUGACAACAGCAACGUAUCAAGUUGGAGGCAAGGACAGGUGUUUUGUUGACCAACUAGGGCUUGUUAAUCGUUGGCACACAACUGACUAAUGGUCUAAAACUGGGAUCCCCAACCUUUUUUUACCCAUGAGCCACAUUCAAAUGUAAAAAGAAUUAGGGAGCAACACAAGUGUGAAAAAUGUACCCAGGGGUACCACAUAAGGGCUGUGAUUGGUUAUUAGGUAACCCCUAUGUGGGCUGGCAGCCUACAGCAGGUUCUGUUUGCCAAUACACCUGGUUUUUAUGCCUCCAAAACUUGCCUCCUUACCAGAAAUUCAAAGAUAAGCACCUACUUUGAGGCCACUGGGAGCAACAUCCAAGAGGUUGGGGAGCAACAUGUUACUCAUGAGCCUCUGGUUGGGGAUCAUUGGUCUAUAACCUUCCCUGUGUGGUUCUCGGGACCAUAGAGCUGGCAUUUCUCUCCCCCUUCUGGAUCAGCUUGUAGAGGAUGCUGGGAGUUGUAAGCCCACAGCAGUCGUAGUGCCAUAGUCAGGGGCAAGCAACCUGCUCCAUCCCACCAACAGUUGAGGUCUUUCUGGUGGGUUGCUUAGGCCCUCCCCAUCUUUCCUGUCUGAGGUUUUCACUUUCAUUUGCUGUACUUGUCUUUACAGGCCUGUGAUUUUCUUUUUAUACAAGUAUAUUUUUUUAUUUGUGUAUAUUAUAGGUGGACCUUGUUUAACAUUGUCGUCUCAUUUGGCAGUGUCAGUGCAUCACGUGGAUUUUUUGUAACAUAAUGUAACAUUGUAACAUACAUUGUACUUCUGGUCUGUUGAACUAACUGGGCAAAUAGAAUUUGCUUUAAUCCA